Messenger RNA from Pochonia chlamydosporia 170, 642 nucleotides. RefSeq names its product FAS1 domain-containing protein. NCBI's taxonomy places the organism in Eukaryota, Fungi, Ascomycota, Sordariomycetes, Hypocreales, Clavicipitaceae. The record is from RefSeq and is a predicted model, not a curated record. The transcript has 2 exons. The coding region runs from base 1 to 642 and encodes 213 amino acids.
AUGAAACCACUCACCAGCCUCAUCCUCUCAGCCAUCGCCGUCACCGCAAUCAACUUCCCAGCCCAACACCCCAUGAUGCCUCUCCAUCCCUCCCAGCCGCAACCGCACAUCAAAUUCAAAACCACCAACUCCCCUCCUUCUCCCAAAGACGCACCCCCAUCAACCUACGACCCCAAACUCCAGCCCCAAGUCUCCCUCAGCGACACCAUCGGCCCCCUCCGCUCCAUAUCAUCCUUCUCCUCAUUCACGCGCCUCUGCUCAUCCACGUCCUCCCUCCUCUCCGACCUCUCCACCAACACCACCGUCCUCGCGCCCCUGAACUCCGCCAUCGACAAACUCCCCCGGAAACCGUGGGAGUCUCCCGCCGACUACGCACACAUCGGACCCCAAGCCUACGACGGGACGGGCGGGCACGACCGCGCCAACAGAAACCUCUUCAAGUUCGUGGAGGCGCACCUCGUGGGUGUGAGUCCCUGGCCGGAGGGGCAGAAGGCGACUACCCUGGCGGGCAGGGAGGUUUGGUGGGAGAGCAGGAAUGGCGAGAGGGUCGUGAUGCCGGAUGAGGUGGUGGUGGAGAGGGUGGCGAGUAGGGUUUCUAAUGGGGAGGUGUGGAUUUUAAAGGGCGUUGUUAAUUACGAGUAG